Aspergillus alliaceus is the source of this 3467-nucleotide messenger RNA. Its product is annotated as peptidase family M20/M25/M40 protein. NCBI's taxonomy places the organism in Eukaryota, Fungi, Ascomycota, Eurotiomycetes, Eurotiales, Aspergillaceae. The transcript has a single exon. Bases 423 to 2801 code for a protein of 792 amino acids. The record is from RefSeq and is a predicted model, not a curated record.
GUUUCCCUCAUUUAUCUAAUACACGACACGAUUUCGGGCCGUCAGACGAUCAUUAUUGCUCGGGGGUUGAUCGUUCAACUCCCAUUUGAUACCGCAUCUCUUUUGUUGUUCUCAAUUGGUGAUCAAUGCACUGUCUAGUAGGCAUCGUGGGUCCAUACGAUACUGCAAUGCCAACUUUCCCGCCAUCUUUUGUGGAGAAAGAAGACCUAUCUUGAACCACACUUCCUUCUCGUUUCGUCGUUCGCUCAACGGCGCUCUGCUUGCGCCAGCCAUUCAUCUCUCACUAAGGUCGCUUUGUCUCAAUAGUGGUAAAGUCGCGUCUAGAGCGCAUGGCAAGCGGACCAUUGCGCAUCUUGAUCUGCACACAAUUCAUCCAGUAUCAGGGACUACGAAGGAUAUAGCUGUCAGUUGGAGACAGCAGAAUGACAGCGAACGCCGAUCCCCCUAAAUCAUCGGUCAGCGAGCGCAGAGGCCAGAUAUUAUCUCCGCUACAAACCAACUUUAGUCGUCCAAAUGCCCGACCGCCUGUUGUUGCUACUCGUCCCAAUCGGCCACGACCGGAGGAGUAUCAGAAUGACGGCGAGGCAGGAGAGCGUGUUCCAUUGCAGACCCCAGUCAAACGACAGACAUCUAAAUCAGGCCUGCGCAGCAUCUUCAGCCGGGAAAAGCUACCUCAUAAAGAAAGCACUGACUCCAAACUCUCUGGAAUUGAGGAGACGCAGGACUCCAUGCCACAGGCGACCACAAACUCGGCCGCGCCUCUUUCGCCAACGCUUGCUACACCGAAGACAACGUUCUCAACGCCGACAGGUGUAACAUCGCCCAUAGAGGACCCUCCUCGGCCCAAGCCUUCAAAAUCCCGUCAGAAAACCAGCGAGGACAAGCCCGCUGCGGGUGAAAUCGGCUGGAAACCUCCACCGCUUUUCCAAGCCUACCCCCAGGCGAUUAAGCAUGAUAGUCUUCUGGCCCCUGCCAUGUCUGCGGAUUCGAUCUUGCGACUUCAGGCGACAUCUACUGCGAAAAGAGGCAGUGUUAGGGAUGAUUCGGCUCAGGCAGAGACUCGGAAAAAGGAGAACAAGGAAAAGAAAAAGCACAUGCGCUCAUUAUCCGAGACAAUUGGUAAGUCUGAGUGGUCUCCAAAGAUCUAUAUACUGGUCACAACCGGCUACAUCUUGCAGUACGCUGGUAGCGGGAAGUAUGAUCGACCGCCGGAGAAGAUGUUGCAGCUAGGUCCCAAAUCUGUGGCAUUCGCGAGCGAUGCGAUUCCGGGCAAACACUGGGUUUUGCAGAUUUCCCAGGUUACGGAUGAAAAUAAUGCUGCCUCAACUGAUACUCACCGGCACUUGUUCUCCCGUUUUGGUUUCCACCGUUCCCCCGCUCGGCGUUUGACCCGGAGUCUUCUUCUAGUAUUCAACUCUCCUGAUGAGAUGAGCUCCUGGCUGUUGGCUGUCAGGGCUCAGAUUGAAGCGCGAGGAGGGAAAAAGUACGUUUCGGAGAGAGCGGUCGAUGAUGACACGGAGCAGCAGCUGGAGUCUGGACCUAGCACUCGCCAGUUGGUCAAGAAGGACCCGAACCGAUUCUCCCAAACAUUUCUGCAACCUCAACCAGCAUUCGGUGCCGAUGAUAAAGAAUCUAGUGACCAAUCUCGCCGAAGCUCGUAUAUCUCGCUUAAACGCCGGUCACUGGCUACGCAGCCUACUCCCGAAUCACGCUCCGAAUCAUUGUCUACGACGCAAACCGAGGUGACUUCGCCAGUUAGUGGCCAGCCGCGAUUCUACUCUGCGAUAGUAAAGCCGGAAGACAAUGGAUUUAGUUCACCUCCAAAUGGUAGCGUUAUCUCAACGGCCCUGUCUGGUCAGGAUGGGCCGCCGAGAAGCCCAACGUUCUCGAGCCCAAUGAAGCGAGAGUCUGUGUACACUUCAAAUACGGCAACAGUUACAGAGGCCUCGGAUGAUUGCCUGACACAGCCGACGGUCCCUGAUCCCAUUCUGCGAAGCGCUUCCCCGCCAGCUCCAAACUUCAGUGUCCCCUCUUUCAGCAAGAGAUUUACAGCGAGGAUGGGGCAGGUCCAGAUGCCGCACAUGGCUCCUCGGUUUCCGUCUCUCAGACAUACAGACGAGGUUGAUACUAUAUCUUCCUUCCCAUCCCCACCGCAUUCUCCAAUCAAGAGCAUCAGUAGCGUCGCAAUGAGCGAAUCGCACGAACAAGUCGCACCAUUCCGUGAUUCCCUACAGAGGAGGUCUUUGCGCAUAUCCAAUUCUGAGGACUCGCUCGCGGAGUCUAGGACCCAGGACCUCAGGUUGCAGCACGCUUCCCGUAUUGGAAAGAAUGUUGCAGCAGCAUCAACGGCCUCUCAAUCCUCACGCCCCCCUAGCAUUAUCGAACACGAGCCUACCAAUUCACAGAUCGCACAAUUACCCCCCGAGACAGGUCAUCUGACGUCUCGUCGGGAGCAGCAACGCCAUAGAGUUUCUGUUUUCCCCACAGCGGCUCCGAAUCGUCCUACGGCUGGGCCCAUGCUACGUCGCAAGAGUAUGCCCGGACUUUCAGUUGGGCCGCCCGCAUUGCCUCCUCCCGACUGCCCCUUGCCAAAGAUACCAUCUCCAAUUGAUCCACCACUGCCUGAAAUCGCUGAGCAAUUUCCGGACCCACGGAUGUGCAUCUCACCCCCGCCCUCAAAAUGCAGUCGACUGCGUCGCAAAAGCCUGGCUAAUUCCUCACCUCGUCCCGCUCAUACACCUCUCCCCCCGGCAACACAAAGUCUAGGUUCUCGAUACCCACGGACUAUCAAUGGAAUAUGAACUGCCAGUUUCUGAUGUCCCACUUCCGCUAUGUUUUCCAACCCUACUCAUUGCAUAUGGAUGCCCCUCUUUCCCACUAUAUACCACAAUUUUCAUUCACUUGAUUCAUACGCAAGAAUGCUUUCCUUCUUUGCUGGCUUUGAUAGCCGGGCACUGUCUAACCAAAAAAGCUUUUAUACCAUACCAUAUCAUACUGCAUCAGCGAUUGACCGAUUUUCAUUAUCAAACAGCAUCAUGGCCAUUGCUUUACUGACACCUCUCCUUUCCUUGUCUGUUUCUUUUCUAACCCAUUCUUUCUAUCAUCGUAAUAAUGCCGUUAUUCUCGAAACGGUUUUCUCUCUUAUUCCUCACAGCGAUGCACGAAUCAGGAUAUCCCACGCUGUCCAUGGUUUAUUGGUUAUACAUGAUUUAAACUCGUUCGUGUUAAAGCUUACCAUCUUAUACCUAUUUAUCUAUAUCAUGUCCCUAUAUAUAUCUAUAUACCAGGUUUUGUUCUGCGGCACAGGUCGCCAUUGAUGCUGUCGUUUUCCAAAUAAAGUGCUCUGGGAGUCAACUUUCGUUUAUCCAUCAAAAAUAAAUCAGUUAGAUUCUAUGGGUGCUUACACGUGUCCAAAGAGAUCACCAGUAUAGACUAGGGAAGAUAUUCAUCGAUAGACAUUGCCAAUC